Messenger RNA from Parnassius apollo (apollo), 456 nucleotides. Lineage: Eukaryota; Metazoa; Arthropoda; Insecta; Lepidoptera; Papilionidae. The record is from the annotation of a GenBank genome assembly.
AUGGACUGUACUUCGCAGUUACUAAAAAAUCUUUUUCAUGAUUCUGAUUUGGCAAAAAAUCUAGCCUGCGCAAGGAACAAAACAGAGACUAUUAUAAAUAAUGUUAUUGUGCCGUAUACUAUCGAAAUUCUUCUUGAAAAACUAGAAGACAUUGUGUUUUUUGGAUUGUCAACCGAUGCCAAUAACCACAACGCUGAUAAAAUAUUUCCGAUAAUCAUUCAAUACCUUGAUUGGAAGACUGGCAUGGAAAGCAAAAUGCAAACAUCCUUGGAAAAUGAGACUUCGCUGACUAUUGCAAAUAACUUGCUUGCAACUCUUGAAAAAUACAAUUUAAAAGGUAAAUGUGUUUCUUUUACGGGUGAUAUUGCUAAUGUCAACUUUGGAGGUGUUACACGAAAUGAGGGAAAUAACAUUAUCACCCAUUUGAACCGGAACCUAGAGCAAGAGAUAGAGUAG